Triticum dicoccoides is the source of this 569-nucleotide messenger RNA. Its product is annotated as 40S ribosomal protein S21. NCBI's taxonomy places the organism in Eukaryota, Viridiplantae, Streptophyta, Magnoliopsida, Poales, Poaceae. The transcript is spliced from 4 exons. The record is from RefSeq and is a predicted model, not a curated record. Gene Ontology annotation, biological process: translation. The coding region runs from base 152 to 400 and encodes 82 amino acids. Gene Ontology annotation, molecular function: structural constituent of ribosome. Gene Ontology annotation, cellular component: ribosome.
CCUAGGGUUUACGAGCCCUCCCUCUGGCCGCUCCUGCUAUAAAAUCCCGGCCUCACACACCCUUGCGCCGCCGCCGCCGCACCAGCUUCUCUUCGUCCUCCCGCAGCCUCAUCGAAUCCAAGAGAUCAAGUCGCUGUUUCCAGCCGCCACCAUGCAGAACGAGGUGGGUGACAUGGUGGACCUCUACGUCCCCAGGAAGUGCUCGGCCACCAACAGGAUCAUCACGGCCAAGGACCACGCCUCUGUCCAGAUCAACAUUGGUCAUGUUGAUGAGAAUGGCCUCUAUGAUGGCCGCUUCACCACCUUUGCUCUCUCUGGGUUCGUCCGUGCUCAGGGUGAUGCUGAUGGCUCCCUGGACAGGCUGUGGCAGAAGAGGAAGGCUGAGAUCAAGCAGCUCUAGAUGUUGCUAGUAGUUUUACCUGGAACUUGUUUCCUUCCCAUGUCUACCUAGCUCUUGGAUGUCUGUGGUUGGUUUCAGUUGCUACUAUGGAAGCUAAGACUUGAUGUCACUUGGCCUGGUUUCUUGUGAACAUGUUUUUGAGUUUAAUCUGUGUUGAAUGCUUGAUAUA